GCACUCGAUUAUUAUUAUUGGAAAGGACGCACAUAUGAAAAUAUAUUCUAAUCUAAAUAAAAAACCAUUGCUGCACUAGAAUCAGGAAACUAUUGUUGAAGUAACUGGAUAAAUCACAAAUGUCACAUUCAGUUGAACCGAUUGCCAAAAGGCUCCGUCAAAGAAUUAAGACUGUUGAAUCAAAAACAGCGAAGAACAAAAAACGAACCAAUCAAUUGCUAGCAUUGAAUGAUGAUUGUUUGUAUGCUGUUUUUCAAAAUUUGAACAUUGAAAGCUUGUGUCACACUGCGAAUGUAUGCAAACGAAUGAGAAGUGUUGCCGAGCAAGUGUUUCAUCGUUACUUCAGAAAUUCUUGCUUCGUGGUUGACGAAAACCAGUAUCAAUGGAGUAUGAGUCCGGAAAAUUCAAAUUAUAUGUCUGGCAAUAUUAUCAACAAAACUGUACUCCGUCGUAUUCUCUGCAAAUUUGGUCACUUGAUGACAACUUUUGAUCCAGUUAUUGGAUUUUAUGAUCACUUGGGUAUUAAGUGUGAUGACAUCCUAAAAUAUUCUUCGGAAAAUUUGAAUCAUCUACGAUUAAGAGGCAUAACAAUUAGUUCUGAAGAGCUUGCACCUAUCAUGCCGCGAUUGAAAUUUUUGGGAUUGAAUGAUUGUGAAAUCGAUUAUCCAGAAGUUUUAAUGCAUCAUUUUCCAAAGUUGAAACAUCUCGAUUUGCGUUAUACAAAUAUACGGCCCGACACACUUGCCAAUAUCCUUCGUCUCAAUCCACAGCUGAAAUAUCUAGAGAUGAGGGGGCUUAACGAUAGCGAAUUUAUUAGUGUCAUCACAGAGAAUGCCAAGGACUUGGAAAAAUUAAAAUUCGAGUUUUGUUACGGAUGGAAACCGCGUGAUGACCAUGUCAACGAUAUUCUUCUAUUUAGCAAAUUGAAAAAAUUAAAGGUUUUCGAGUUCAUUCAAGUCAAAUACGCUUCAAUUGCGAAAUCAGGAAAACUACUCAUAAAAUCAUUUGCAAACGAAAAUAUUGCAAUCGAAGAAUUGUCAUUAGGUGGCUUUUCAUUUGAUGCAGACGACAUUACCAAUUUGGCGAAUCAAAAAGCAUUACGAUAUUUAUUUGUGAGUAAAGUUAAACAAAUGAAUGACUCCGAUUUAGAAUUUACUAUCGAGGUUACCAUUACUGAAGAGUUUGGACGUAACGUUCUCAACUACCGCUCAAGCUACAAUCACUUUAUGUGGUUUGUUUACAAUGGUGAAGUUUGGAAAGUUGAAAGAAGUGAGUUUUUCUGGGUGCCAUAAUAUAGAUUUUCAAAUGACGGAAGACGACUACGAAUUAUUGCUGGAUGACUUUCAAAAUUCUGCUAGAGAGAAAAGCCAAAAACUCAGCAUUUACAUCGGUCAUUUUGGAGAGAAAAUUGCUCGUGAAAUACCUGAAAGUUUUGAAAAUGAAGAACAACUGGAAAUUGAGUUAGCAGAAGAAACUUUUUAUUUGUCUGAAGACGAGUAAGAUUCUGAUGUCGAGAUAGACUUUGUAUAAGAAUAAAAACUUAAGUUUUUUUUUAUAUUCAUCUGUAUUAUUAGAUAAGUUCUAAGCAAAAAAAAAACAACAUAAGAUUUUAUCUCUGUUCUGAAAAUUGUGAGUCUAACUAGUAUUAUAGUUUUAAAAAAAUCGUUGCAUUGAAUUCACUUUAAAUUUUAAUAAAAAUAAAGAGUCUUACGCGAGUAAGACGAACUUUUCCGCACGG
Messenger RNA from Contarinia nasturtii (swede midge), 1738 nucleotides. RefSeq lists its product as uncharacterized. The transcript is spliced from 2 exons. Lineage: Eukaryota; Metazoa; Arthropoda; Insecta; Diptera; Cecidomyiidae. Bases 120 to 1292 code for a protein of 390 amino acids. The record is from RefSeq and is a predicted model, not a curated record. Gene Ontology annotation, molecular function: protein binding.